GUCUAUCUUCGGAAGCCACGCGCUCUGCUCUGCUAGGGCUCGUGCUGUCGGCGGAAAGUGGUAUCGAUUGGCAGUAGAGUUUCGAUCGUCGCCCUGUCAAGAUGACAGUUUCUUACGGUGUGGAAAAGUGUCCGAAGCAAUUCGAUGAGUACCGCUGCUCACUGUCGGAGAAGUUCCGCCAGCUGGCUAUGGAACAGCUGCGGGAGGAUGAUACCCUGCGGGAACAAGCGCUGGAAGCGAUGCGGGUGUGGAUCGCGAAGCAUCCCUACAUCAGACGGUGCCGAACAGAUUCGUUGUUUUUGCUGCGAUUCCUGAGGCAGCGGAAGUUCUCUAUCCCUUUGGCAUGUGAGACACUGGAACGUUAUCUGGCCAUGAGGCAGACGUUUCCGCACUGGUUCCAGAAACUGGAUCCCACCCAUCCGGAUAUGAAGGAAUUGAUUGCGGAUGAUGUGUUCCAGGCGCUUGGUUUCGACGAUAAAGGACGCAUUCUGAUCCUGAUCAAAUCGAAGAACUUCAACGUGGAAAAGUUUACCCUAGUUCACUUGAUCCGGUAUUUGCACAUGUACAUGGAAAUUAUGUCCUGCGACGAACGGAUUCAGGUUGGUGGUAUCGUGCUGAUAGUGGACUGUUUGGACACCACGAUGAUGCACUUCACGCUGUUCAAUCUCUCGGAUAUGAAGAAUAUGAUGCCCUACAUUAAUCAUCUGCUUCCGGUGCGCUGCAAGGAAAUACAUGUGAUUCGUUUGCCCAAAAUGAGUGUGGCACUUGUGGAGAUACUGUUUUCCUUCGUCAGCCCCAAGCUGAAGCAUCGGUUUCAUUUCCACAAAACGAUGAUCGACGCCAAGAAGCAUCUGGACAAGUCCCUGCUGCCCGCCGAAUACAACGGAACCAACGAUUCGCAGGAACUGACGCAGACGUUCCACAGACAAAUUCACGAGUCCAAGGAUGAACUGGCGAUGCUUGACGAGAUGGAGAUCGACAUAACCAAAUAUACGGCCCUGUGGAACCAGAACCAUCCGACCGGUGGUUGUGGCAGAGCGAGCGAAAUCGAAACCGGCAUGGUGGGCAGUUUUCGGAAGCUCAACAUUGACUAGAUAUGUUCGGUAAUAGGAAAAGUUCAUACUUAUGUAAGGCGCAUAUCGCGAAAGUGGUAUUUAUGGCAGUGGACCAGAUUCGACACGUCCGGCGAAGAAUGCCCGCAGGUUGAUUUGAAUAUUUUUGCCAAAAACUUGUUUUACUCGUUGUUAUUUCCAUUUCUCGACGCAUCUCAUCCUGCAUUGUAAGAAAGCAAAAAAAAGAGUCUCGGUCAGGGUUUUAUAUUGGAAGAGUGGACAACGUUCGAUUACUAGCCUAUCAGCUAGUGAUAGUGAAAAUUUGUCAGGAUUUCAGUUCUGUCACAUAAUAUAGGAAGAAAAAUGAUUUGAUAUUAUAUCACGAUCCCUUUUUGAACUGAAUCCACCUAAUAAAAUUAUUGUCAUAUUUGAUCAUUCAAUUUUUCAGUAACAUGACCUAAAGUAACAGACAUGCAUAUCAGUACAAUAUUUAUUACCAAAUCCAUAUUUGGCUCUAACAUCAUUUUCUAAAUAAUUACUGUUCUAUUGCUCGACAUAACAUGAUUGAGUGAGAAAAAUAAAUCAUGUAAGAAGAAAGAAUAAUAAAAUAUGCUAUUUAGGUUAAAAUAAAAAUGAAGCUUGUUUUGUUUUACUUUUCAUGAUAGGAUGAAUAGAAUAAAGAAAUUGACACCGUGCUUGAAGGAUAAUCAGGUCGCAAAAUUGUAGAUUACCUAAAUAAUCGCUAUUACACCGCGUUUCAUAACUAUAGAACCACUCCAUUUAUUUUUUUAAUUUCCAGAGAUAUAUAAGAAGUCGGUUGAAGUUGGACACGUAUUGUAAUUCAUGUGAAAUUUACGUAAAUUUUGUAAUGGAGUUAAAGUGUUUCCAUCUGGUUCUAUAGUUAUGAAACACUGGAAUUUUAGUUUUUUUUAUGUUCCGCACAUGAACACAACAAUAAAGUUCAAAUGACCAGUCUUAUAAAUGAAGAUAGUUAUUAUAUCCUACACUAUAUACUUCAAUUCAACCAACUUCUUACAUAUCUCUGGGAACUCAGAAAAAAGGAGUGGAUCUAUAGUUAUGAAACGCAGUGUAUAAGAUU
Toxorhynchites rutilus septentrionalis is the source of this 2151-nucleotide messenger RNA. RefSeq names its product alpha-tocopherol transfer protein-like. Gene Ontology annotation, cellular component: membrane. The transcript is spliced from 2 exons. NCBI's taxonomy places the organism in Eukaryota, Metazoa, Arthropoda, Insecta, Diptera, Culicidae. Gene Ontology annotation, molecular function: phosphatidylinositol bisphosphate binding. The coding region runs from base 102 to 1094 and encodes 330 amino acids. The record is from RefSeq and is a predicted model, not a curated record.